This is a messenger RNA of Paramisgurnus dabryanus, 789 nucleotides long. RefSeq names its product trace amine-associated receptor 9-like. NCBI's taxonomy places the organism in Eukaryota, Metazoa, Chordata, Actinopteri, Cypriniformes, Cobitidae. Gene Ontology annotation, biological process: G protein-coupled receptor signaling pathway. The record is from RefSeq and is a predicted model, not a curated record. Gene Ontology annotation, cellular component: membrane. Gene Ontology annotation, molecular function: trace-amine receptor activity.
AUGACAGUUUUUGGGAAUCUGCUGAUCAUCAUCUCCAUCUCUCACUUCAAACAGCUUCAGUCUCCAACUCAUCUGAUCGUUCAGUCAUUGGCUGUGUGUGACUGUCUGCUGGGUUUACUGGUGAUGCCCUACAGUAUGGUGCGAUCUGUCGAGGGCUGCUGGUUUUUUGGAGAUGUUAUUUGUAAAGUUCAUUCUAGCUUGGAUGUAACCUUCUGUUUUUCUUCUUUAAUACAUCUUAGUUUAAUAUCUAUUGAUAGAUACUUAGCCAUCUGUGACCCUCUGAGGUAUAAAAUUAGGAUCACAAACAACACUGUGACUGUAUUAAUAACCCUUACAUGGAUCUUUUCAUUUGUGUACUGCUUUUCUGUUGUGGUUUCAGGAGUGAAUGCUGUUGGAACUAUAAUGAGCUCUCUGUAUAUCAUCAUAUUCAAUGUUGUAAAAAAACACACAAAGGUUUUGUCAGAGAAAGUGUCUGUGACCACCACAGGUGUUAACAGUCAAAGCUCUGCACACAGAGAAAGAAAAGCAGCUAAAACUCUGGCUCUUGUUAUGGGCGUUUUCUUUAUCUGCUGGCUGCCUUUUUCUAUUUCUGCUGCUGUUGACCCUUUCCUUAAUUUUGUGACCCCAGCUGUUGUUUAUGAGGCUUUAUUUUGGUUUGCCUAUUUUAACUCAACUUGUAAUCCUUUGAUCUAUGGAUUUUUCUAUCCUUGCUUUCAGAAGGCCUUUAAGACUCUCAUAUGCACUUAUAUCUGUGGAUUCAAUCAUUCACAUACUCUGACAUUUGAAUAA